AUGACAAAUCGGGAGGAACACGUGCCUGGAAAAGAGAUGACGAGUGAUGGUCAGCAAUUAGAUGGAGCUGCUCCUCAAGAUCCAAUUGGACCUGCCGAUGGUUUACAUGAAGCCGUUAAUGUGCAGGCAGCUGUCGCGGGUUUUGAGCGCAAUGGAGCAGCGAAUAUAGGCCGCUCAUCUUCGUCAUAUGGAAUCAGCACAUCGUCGAGUUCAUCAACUCCUAUCCAGCAUAAACCGGCAAACACACAAAUGUAUUUUGAUAGUUCGGGAUAUGGCACGGUGGUCAACAAGCUCCAUAUGGAUUCAUCUCGUGGAGAAUUGACAAUGCCAUAUCAAGCGAACACUGCAGCAGCGAUGGGUGGUAUAAUCAAUGGAUUGCCACAGCCGGGAUCAAUGGGAUUGCCCAGUAAUCUUCAACAACCUAACGACAUGCACGCUGCCAAUACAUUGGCUAGGAGUGGGCCUUUGACAGCCGCUCAAAUCAGUGCACGACAUGUCAUCAGCCGAGAUCUACCUACUUUCACUGGAAAGCCUGACGAAUGGCUGCUGUUCAUUAGCAAUUAUGAGCAGUCGACGGAAAGAUGUGGAUUCAGUAUCGAGGAAAAUCUUAUACGCUUACAGAAGUGUCUUAAGGGCCAGGCACUGGAAGCGGUACGCGGAAAAUUGAUGGUGCCAGAUACAGUGCCGUUUGCAAUUGGAACAUUGAGAAUGCUGUAUGGCCGACCAGAAAUAGUACACGCCGCGUUACAAGGAAAACUGAGAGACGAGCCAGCGAUAAAGGCAGAUAAUUUGGACUCCAUCAUUCGACUAGCCCUUGCUGUCCAAAAUUACUGCGCAACUAUGUCUGCAUUGGGUCUUCAUGCCUUUUUGCAUGAUCCUGUCUUGUUGAACGAAUUGGUCGCAAAGAUGCCGAGCAGUAUGAAGUUGGACUGGGGUCGACACCGAUUGGCAAAUCAAAGCGUCAACAUGGCCACAUUCGACAAUUGGCUUUUCAAUGUGGCAAUGUGUGCCAGUAUGGUAACUCCGUAUGAUGUCGGACGAACGACCUCAGCCAAAGCUUCAAAAGAAAGGUUGUUUGUACACAGUGUUACCGACAACAAUGACGAGACCCAACAGCGACAGCAUCAUGGAGAAUCAGAGAAGACUACAUGCCCAAAAUGUGGAGGCACGCACCGAUUGUCGGAAUGUGUCGACUUUCGAGCAUUGAACGUUAAACAGCGCUGGGAGUUUGUGAAAUCGAAACGGCUAUGUUUCUGUUGUUUCUGGCGGCAUCUUGUACGAAACUGCAAAGCUAAAGAAACCUGCGGCGUCGAUGGAUGUAAAUCAAUUCACCACGUACUGCUGCAUACCGCCGCAGGCAAUGAUGGCAGGAAGUUGACUGGGCAAACAGUGCCUCGAUCUGCCAACAAGGAGGAGUCUUCAAUCAUGUUUCAUGGAAAGACUGCGAGUAGCCCUCUCUUUCGUUAUAUCCCGAUAACGAUCCACGACAAAACCAAAUCUGUGAAAACAUUUGCUUUGGUCGAUGAAGGAGCUGCUUGUUCUUUAAUUGAAAGAUCCUUGUCUGACGAGCUCGAGCUAGAAGGACCGGCAACUCAAUUGUGCCUGAAAUGGACAGGUGAUGUUUCUAAGGUUGAAAACAAUUCGCAAUCGUUGGACAUCACUGUAUCAGCUACGAGUAUGGAAUCGCAGCGAUACACUCUGAAAAGUGUGCGAACAGUGUCUGAUCUCGACCUACCAGAGCAAAGCCUCGACCAGCAAUUAUUAGAGUCUCGGAGUCACCUCUGUACGUUGCCUAUAGAUCCCUAUUCCAAAGUACGAGCACGAAUCAUCAUUGGACUCGACAACAUUAAAUGGACUAUUCCGCUGGAGUUGCAUGAAAGUGAAGACGACGAUGUUAUUGCAGCACGUUGCAGGCUUGGCUGGGCUGUUUACGGCCGCUCAGCAAAGGAAUACUCAUCGAUUCCACGCCUGCUACAUAUUUGCCAAUGUAGUGAGACUGGCAGUUUGGAUGUUGCAUUGAAAGAGUACUUUUCUUUGGAAUCUCUGGGAAUUGUCGCUACGAUCAAUCCAUUACGAUCCAAAGACGAUGAGCGAUCGAUGCAAAUCAUGGAAGCAACGACAACGUUCUUGGCAGACGAGAAAAGGUGGCAAACUGGAUUACUGUGGAGAUUCGACAAAGUGGUCUUGCCUGACUCCUAUGAAAUGUGUCUUAAGCGACUAAAAUGUCUUGAAUCGAAAAUGUCGAAAGAUCCGCAGUUACGCAACUUCAUGCUAACGACGAUGAAAAACUAUAAGGAAAAUCGUUACAUCAGACGCCUGGAUGAUAGUGAGUUGGCGCGUAAAGAUAUAACAUGGUUUCUUCCUAUCUUUACCGUCACCAACCCUAACAAGAAGAAGACACGUUUAGUGUGGGACGCCGCAGCGAAGAUCCAAGGAGUGUCUCUAAACGACUUCCUGCUAAAAGGUCCUGACACACUUGCAUCAUUGAUGGGCAUUCUAAUACGCUUCAGAGAACGCCCAAUUGCUAUUUCGGGAGACAUACGCGAAAUGUUCCACCAAGUGAGGGUGCGACCAGAGGAUCAGGCAGCUCAGAGAUUCCUCUGGCGUGAUGGAAACUCGCAACGGCCACCGGAGGUAUACGUCAUGCAAGUUAUGACUUUUGGAGCAUCGUGUUCACCUUUCUUGGCGAGUUACGUUUUGAAACGCAAUGCUCAACGAUAUGAAGCUGAAUAUCCCGAGGCCGUAAAAGCCAUUUGCGGCAACACUUUCGUCGAUGACUGGCUUCAGUCUGUGGACUCAGUAGCUGAGAUGACAAAGCUGGCCCAGGCUGAAAAACUAAUUCAUGCUGAUGGAGGAUUUGACAUGCGACACUGGACAUCCAAUUCUCAAACAGUGGUCUGUGCUCUUGAGAAUAGAUAUGACAUGUUGGACAAGCCAAUUUGUUACCCAGACGUUGGUCCGGAAAACGUUCUGGGCAUGUGGUGGCAACCUGGAGCAGAUUGUCUAACGUUUAUGGUGAAGCCAGAUACGAUCGCAAAGGCUCUGGAUGGUCGGCCAACUAAACGCCGCGUCCUGAGCAUGAUUAUGACCAUAUUCGACCCCCUUGGAAUUGUUGGAUUUUUCAACAUACGCGCAAGAAUCAUUCUGCAAAAUAUAUGGAGGAGUGGAGUCGGAUGGGAUGAGCCGCUUAAAGAAGAAGACGAGGCAGACUGGCAUCGUUGGUUGGAUUUGGUGCCAACGUUAAACAAUCUGCGUAUAGCCCGAUGUUUGAAAGGAGUUAGUGCAGCUAGAUGUCUGGAAAUGCAUACAUUUGUAGACGCAAGUGUUAAUGCAUACGCUGCCGUCGUAUACAUCCGAGCUGAAGUAGACGAUCAAGUUCAUUGCAGUCUUGUAGCGUCGAAAACAAGAGUUGCUCCAUUGAAACCAAUUUCGAUACCUCGCAUGGAACUCAUGGCUGCUGUUUUGAGGCUGAGGUUGGCCAGAUGCAUCGAGUCUGAAAUGUCAGUACACGUUGACAAGAAAGUGUUCUGGACAGACUCUAGAGACGUUCUAUUCUGGAUACGAUCGGAAGUUCGUAAAUAUCACCAAUUUGUUGCACUCCGCAUUGGCGAAAUCUUAGAAGGAUCAGAUGUGAGUAACUGGAGAUGGGUCCCGUCAGCGCAAAAUGUGGCCGACGAUGGUACCAAAUGGACAAGAACGCCUGUCAUUAACGAAGCGAAUAGGUGGUUCAGAGGGCCUCAAUUUCUAUAUUCGGAUGACUCUCAGUGGCCGCAGAUGAACAUUCAUGCGAGCCAACAUAGCCAUACUAUUCUGCAACACGUCGAAGAGCAAUUGGAAGCCAUGUCACCUUUGAGCUGUAUCUCACCAGACCCAGAAAGAUUCAGCAAACUGGAGAGAUUAAGAGCCGCACAGUUGCGAGUAUUGAAUUUCUUGCGAUCUAUUGUCAAGAAGAGCAUGGGAUCGGAAUUAAAGAAGUUAUUAUUACUUGAACGGCCAAUAGAGAUGGAUAUCAUUCUAAUACGAGUGUGCCAGGAAACCGAGUAUUUCAGCGAGAUGAAAUGCUUGAAAACGGGAAGCAGUAUUAUGGAUCGGAAGAGCAAGCUAUUCAAAUGCUCUCCGUACUUGGACGAAGUGAGCAUACUGCGCGUCAAGGGAAGAAUCGACCUAAUAGAAGGAGUCGAAGUAAACCUAAAGCGACCCAUAAUCCUACCAAGAAGACAUCGAUUUACAUUUCUGCUGGUUGAGUCGUAUCAUCGCCGGUAUCAUCAUCUGUACGACGAGAUCGUGGUCAAUGAACUACUGCAAAAGUUCCUGAUAUUUGGUCUGAGAGCCUUGGUGAGAGAGGUUUCUCAAACUUGUCCAGCAUGCCGGAUGAGGCGCGCGCGUCCUAGGCCUCCAGAAAUGGGAAGUCUACCGCGCGAGCGUUUGGCGCACCACAUGGCGCCGUUCACCUAUACAGGAGUGGAUUACUUUCGGCCCAUCGACAUCAUCGUUGAACGACGGCACGAGAAGCGCUGGGGUGUUCUGUUCACAUGCCUCACAAUUCGUGCCGUACACCUGGAUAUCGCAACGUCACUGUCAACCGACUCUUUUCUUUGUAUUAUAAAGGCAUUUAUAGCGAGACGUGGUUGCCCGCGACGAAUGAUGUCCGAUAAUGGGACUAACUUCCGAGGUGCGAGUAGAGUGUUAAAAGAUGAAGUGGAGCGUAUAUCGACCAGGGAUGUGGAGACCAAAUACCCAGAAAUGGAGUUCAUGUUCAUUCCGCCAGGCUCACCGCACAUGGGCGGUGCAUGGGAAAGAUUGGUACGCUCAACAAAGUCCCUUCUAACGGAGAUCUUGCCGCCUGGUGGAUUGCGAGAAGAAGUGCUUCGUGCUGCGUUGGCUGAUGUGGAGGGUAUAUGUACCACUGGAAUCGGCAGACUCAGAAGCGCUUACACCGAACCAUUUCCUCUUGGGCCACUCUAG
Drosophila sulfurigaster albostrigata is the source of this 4965-nucleotide messenger RNA. RefSeq lists its product as uncharacterized. Gene Ontology annotation, molecular function: nucleic acid binding. Gene Ontology annotation, biological process: DNA integration. The transcript has a single exon. Lineage: Eukaryota; Metazoa; Arthropoda; Insecta; Diptera; Drosophilidae. The coding region runs from base 1 to 4965 and encodes 1654 amino acids. The record is from RefSeq and is a predicted model, not a curated record.